Messenger RNA from Trypanosoma cruzi, 1935 nucleotides. RefSeq lists its product as uncharacterized. The coding region runs from base 1 to 1935 and encodes 644 amino acids. The record is from RefSeq and is a predicted model, not a curated record. The transcript has a single exon. Lineage: Eukaryota; Euglenozoa; Kinetoplastea; Trypanosomatida; Trypanosomatidae.
AUGAGAAGAGCAAUAACAAAAAGAAAGGUUUUUCUAAUCCUUAUCGACGAUAUUUACAUCAUCGACACCAUGCCGUUUCUUGCGCGGAGCGCAUCUCUUGUCGUUUUUGGCCCUAAGGCUUUCUUACCCUUCUCUCUCCCUCUCUCUCUUUAUUUUUGCGCGUGUGUCCGAUAUCACUACUUUCUUCGUCGGUUUUUGUUUUGUUUUUGCGGCUCUUUGUUGGUUUCACACCGUGUGCUUUGUCGAGGGAAGAAAAUGGAUCCACUGGAGGUUUCGCAGCCACGGCCGCCGCCGCCAGAAGAACAGCAACUUAUUUCAUUUUUACUGCAUGCCCCCGUUCAUCAUGCCACGUUCUUUUCCUUGACGCUGGUCGAGGAGUUGCUGCGACACGCCCGCAGGGUGGAUCAGGAGGUUAGUUUUUUGUCCCUGCCUUUACCACGGUCUCGUGAAAGCACGCGGGUGUUAUCACGAAUCGUGCAGGAGAAUCGAUACGAGGAGUAUUGGCCCAAUGAGCACCCGGCAUUGGACGAGGCACGUCAAAGUGCCCCAUCUGCCUCGUACCUUCUUCGCAUUGGCGUUCUCCGCGCACUUGGGUUUAACACAACAGGAGUGGAUGACUUUGUCGACGACGUUUCUCUUGCGCUGGGGAGACGCAUUGUGUCAGCCGCGCCAUUACCUGAGGACACCGCAUCCGUGCCCCUCCGCUACCGGGAGGCGGCGCAGGAGGAGCUGCGGCAUGUGGCGCUGGGUGAAUGGUGUGAGGAUCUCAUUCACUUUACGGCCUAUCGAGGGUUCUCGGCGGAACAGGUGCGGUGUGUGUUGCUCACAGCGAUGCAUCUCAUGAAUGUCGUGGCGGAUCUUUCCCCUGACGCCACAGACGUGGAAGCGGAGAAACGGUGCACGCAGUUGUUGGAAGAACUGCUUAUUGAGCAGGCCUGUGGGCUGCCAAGGAAAGUUGUGGAAACGCAUAAGUCGUGGCGCACGGUGACGUCGGAAAUACCCGACCCGGAGUUUGUGGCCGAAAUGGAGACAGCAAUUUCGCAGGAGAAGAACAAGAAGCGAAGGGCAGCACUAAAAGAAAAACUAGAAAAUGCCCCAAGGAUUAAUUAUACACGACAGGAACUACAAAAGGAGAGAUUUUUGACGGAGAUCGUGGUGGGUCCUUACUUUACGCUCCAAGAGGUAGCGCAGAUACUCGAUUAUUUUUCCUCUUCAGUCGUUCGGCAUUGGAGGCUGUUCCGCGCCUUUUUAGCGGAACCACAGCCCGUCGAGACACACGAUGAGGUGCAGGUGCAGUGGGAUAUACACAGCUUUUGUGUGCCGCCGCUUGAGGAAUUUGUGCGGGACGACAUGUAUGAAAUAGAGCAGGAGCGACGUGACCUCAUGAGCGCGUGCGAGGAUGCGAUUGAGAGCGCCUUUGAAGAGGAGUUCAUACAGCCUCUCUUGGCGUUACAGCGAGAGAAGGAUGAGUUGCUGGAGUGCUUAAAAGAAAGGGAGCGCCAGGCGGAGGAGGACAACAUAAGAAACGCACUGGAUGGCCCUGGCUACAUGCAAGUGACCCGCGGCUUUAUACUCCGCUUGAACAAAUGCAUCGAGCGGAACGAGAGGGUGGGAAAGCUUGAGUUGAAUGAGAAGCCGCCAGACUCAACACCGCCGUCACCGGAGCCAUUUUCCUCGCAAAUGAGCCCAUCUUUGUCUUUGGCAAACAAAAGUAGGAGGUCAGUUACAACACGCCAGGGCUUGGGUUUGGCUGGGGUGGCGGGAAACCACAAAUUGGCCGCUGCGGCACCACCCUCGUCGCACAGUGAGAACCCGGCCGAUGCGGUGUUUUCAUUGGAGGAGGUGGAGGCACGCCUGGAAAAACUAGAAAAUGCAAUGCGAGAGACGAGGUGGUCCUCUCACGACAGGGGCAGGAAGAAGCAGGCGGGUGGGUGA